UUUGCAGUUGCUGAUGUAAGGGGCCGACAAUGGUGGAUUGGUGGUCGACUUUCGUUGACCUCUGCGUUUGACCUAGUAAGGGACUGGCACGUAACACCUUCCGUCGUCUUUCUAUUGGUAUUCUCCCUCUAUCUCUAUAUAAACCACACCGCCGUGCGCCUCUGCUCCCCACUUCUGCUUCACUGCGUGGCCUCCGACGACACGCUUUCUGCUUGGUGCUCCACAGGCUCUCUCCUUUUCUGGACAACAGAAAGUCUGAUCUUCGAUUUGUUUUUUGGGACAAGAAAGAUGAGUGAGGAGGAUAUGCGCUACCAGCAGCCUGGUUUCGCCCCCAUGAACGUCUCGCUCGAGCUCGGCGACGGGCACCAGGCCAUCAAUGGCGGCAGCAAGACCUACGACGACGACGGGCGACCUAAGCGCACUGGGACCUUGUGGACGGCGAGCGCGCACAUCGUGACGGCGGUGAUCGGCUCUGGAGUGCUGUCGCUGGCCUGGGCCAUCGGGCAGCUCGGUUGGGUCGCCGGCCCCGUCGUCAUGCUCCUCUUCUCCAUCGUCACUUACUACACCUCGACUCUGCUCGCUGACUGCUACCGCUCCGGCGAUGCCGCCGGGAAGCGCAACUACAACUACAUGGACGCGGUUCAGUCCUACCUCGGUGGGUUUAAAGUCAAGGCCUGUGGCCUCAUCCAGUACGCCAACCUCUUCGGCGUCGCCAUCGGAUACACCAUCGCCGCGUCCAUUAGCAUGCUGGCCAUCAGGAGGUCGAAUUGCUUCCACGAGAAAGGCCACAAGAACCCAUGCCACGCCUCCAGCACCCCUUACAUGAUCAUCUUCGGCGUCGUGGAGAUCUUCAUGUCCCAAAUCCCCGACUUCGAUCAGAUUUGGUGGCUCUCCAUCGUCGCCGCCGUCAUGUCCUUCACCUACUCCUCCACCGGUCUCGGCCUCGGCAUCGCGCAAGUCGUCGAGAACGGGGGUUUCAAAGGGAGCCUCACCGGAGUCAGCGUCGGCGUUAUCUCUCCUACCCAAAAGGUGUGGCGCAGCCUCCAGGCCUUCGGCGACAUCGCCUUCGCCUACUCCUUCUCCCUCGUCCUCAUUGAAAUCCAGGACACCAUCAAAGCGCCGCCGCCGUCGGAGGCGAAGGUGAUGAAGAAGGCGUCGAUGGUGAGCAUCAUCACGACGACGGUCUUCUACAUGCUGUGCGGGUGCAUGGGCUACGCGGCCUUCGGGGACGAGGCGCCGGGCAACCUACUCACCGGCUUCGGCUUCUACGACCCUUUCUGGCUCCUCGACGUCGCCAACGCCGCCAUCGUCAUCCACCUCGUCGGAGCCUACCAGGUCUUCUGCCAGCCUCUGUUCGCCUUCGUCGAGAAUUGGGCGUCCGCCAAAUGGCCCGAAUCCGGGUUCGUCAAGCGAGAGAUCUCGUUCCCGGUGACGCCUACGAAGCGGUACCGGCUGAGACUUUUCAGAAUGGUCUGGCGGACGGCGUUCGUGGUGGUGACCACCGUGAUCUCAAUGCUGCUGCCGUUCUUCAACGACGUCGUGGGGCUGCUGGGCGCGCUCGGCUUCUGGCCGCUCACGGUGUACUUCCCGGUGGAGAUGUACAUAGUGCAGAAGAGGAUCCCGAGGUGGAGCACGCAGUGGGUGUGCCUGCAAUUGCUGAGCAUGGCCUGCCUGGUGAUCACCGUCGCAGCGACCGUCGGCUCCGUCGCCGGGAUCGUGACCGACCUGCAGGUCUACCGACCAUUUAAGACUAGCUAUUAAUUAGUUAAUUAAUUAACCAAAGACAAAAAAAAAAAA
Zingiber officinale is the source of this 1797-nucleotide messenger RNA. Its product is annotated as amino acid permease 3-like. Bases 289 to 1761 code for a protein of 490 amino acids. Lineage: Eukaryota; Viridiplantae; Streptophyta; Magnoliopsida; Zingiberales; Zingiberaceae. The transcript has 5 exons. Gene Ontology annotation, cellular component: plasma membrane. The record is from RefSeq and is a predicted model, not a curated record.